Messenger RNA from Gymnodraco acuticeps, 746 nucleotides. RefSeq names its product xylulokinase homolog (H. influenzae) (gene xylb). The transcript is spliced from 9 exons. The record is from RefSeq and is a predicted model, not a curated record. Gene Ontology annotation, biological process: xylulose metabolic process. NCBI's taxonomy places the organism in Eukaryota, Metazoa, Chordata, Actinopteri, Perciformes, Bathydraconidae. Gene Ontology annotation, molecular function: D-xylulokinase activity. Gene Ontology annotation, cellular component: cytosol. The annotation marks the transcript as partial.
GUGUGUGUGUUCGUGUGUGUGCGUGUGUGUGUGUGUGUGUGUGUGAAGCAUCAUGGCGGCUGCUCAGGACUCCUCUCUGUUUCUGGGUUUUGACUUCAGCACUCAGCAGCUGAAGGUGGUGGCGAUGGAUGAGAGCCUGAACGUGGUUCAUCAGAACAAUGUGCAGUUUGACUCAGAUCUACCUGAGUUUAGGACUCAGGGAGGGGUUCAUAUCCACGCUGACAGACUGACGGUGACCUCGCCUGUCCUCAUGUGGGUGAAGGCUCUGGACAUGCUAUUGGACAAGAUGAAGGAGGCGGGGUUUGAUUUCUCGAGGGUUAAAGCGCUCUCAGGCAGCGGACAGCAACACGGCAGUGUGUUCUGGACCAGAGGAGCGUCUGAGACUCUGAAGAACCUCCAACCGGACCAGAGCCUGGAGACACUGCUGCAGGGCAGCUUCUCAGUGCUGGCCUCUCCUGUGUGGAUGGACUCCAGCAGCAGGAAGCAGUGUGACGCUCUGCAGGAAGCAGCAGGGGGCGCUCUGAGGCUCGCUCACAUCACCGGCUCCACCGCCUAUGAGCGUUUCACAGGAAAUCAGAUUGCUAAACUCAGAGCGACGCGACCCGAGGAAUUCCAGAAAACUGAGAGGAUCUCGUUGGUCAGCAGCUUCGCGGCGUCUCUCUUCCUCGGAGGUUACGCCGCCAUCGACUACAGCGACGGCUCGGGGAUGAACCUGCUGGACAUCCGGAGCAGAAACUGGUCUCAGA